Messenger RNA from Cavia porcellus (domestic guinea pig), 2508 nucleotides. It is a transcript of the gene Npy5r, whose product is annotated as neuropeptide Y receptor Y5. Bases 852 to 2213 code for a protein of 453 amino acids. Gene Ontology annotation, molecular function: peptide YY receptor activity; pancreatic polypeptide receptor activity; neuropeptide binding. The record is from RefSeq and is a predicted model, not a curated record. Gene Ontology annotation, cellular component: plasma membrane; neuron projection. The transcript has 4 exons. NCBI's taxonomy places the organism in Eukaryota, Metazoa, Chordata, Mammalia, Rodentia, Caviidae. Gene Ontology annotation, biological process: G protein-coupled receptor signaling pathway; chemical synaptic transmission.
UUCUUCCGUGCGGGGCAGGUCCUUUCGGUCCCCAACUCACCCGAGGCGCAGUGGACAGGCGCCGAACUCGGAGCACAGCGGCCCUAGCCUCCUCGGGAGGGGUAAGGGGGUGCACAAAGCGGUCCCCCAGCUGGGCGAGCCCUGGUGCAGCCCUGGUGCAAGCAGAGGCGGGGGACAACAGCCGUGGGGUGCCCAGGCCAGUGCCCAGCCCCAGCCGAGCUCUGGCGGGGUCCACAUGCGGCCCGCGGCUGCAACCCUCGUCCUGCAGCAGCCACGCUGUCCCGCAGCUGUCCUGAGCCCCGGAGGCAGCUGCGCCCCAGGUUCGCGCUGCUAGACUCGGGGCGGCCUCCUGUGCCAACGCGAGCAGUAAACAUCCAUCCAGCCAUUCACCUCACAUUCCAAAGAGGGAAUCCAGUCUCCAGGUGUAUAGGCAGGACGUCGUGUUAGCUCCAAGCCAAGAAGCUUUUGCCAGCGUCCACAGAAGUAGGCUAAGGCUAAUUGGGAAGCUGAAUACAAUCUUAAAUUUCAGAUUUCUCUAGAGGAGAAAACUCUGCUGUUAGACUUGCAAAAGGAGGAUGGUGCGUGCUUGCAUGUCUGUCCGCUCAGCAAAGCUGUAAUUAUCAUCCAAUUUUGCCGAAUUUUAGCUUUUAUUACGGGAAUAUUUGGGAUCAUGGCAUAUUGCCGUAUUUCAAGAUCACAGGUUUACUUAUUGUGUCUUUCAGGGAAAAGGAAGUAAAGUGAAGACAAGGCAAACAACAAUUACAGACCUACUACAAAGUUAGGAGAAAAGGAUUAACUCAAGGAAUCGGGUCAAAAGAACAUUGAAGCAGGAACACAGUUACAAAUAGCCUAUGCACAUUCAGGUCUCUAAGAUGGAUUUGGAGCUCAAGGAAUAUUAUAACAAGACACUUGCCACAGAAAAUAAUACUACUACCACUCGGAACUCGGAUUUCCCAGUCUGGGAUGACUAUCGAAGCAGUGUAGAUGACUUACAGUACUUUCUCAUUGGGCUAUAUACAUUUGUAAGUCUUCUUGGUUUUAUGGGAAAUCUACUUAUUUUAAUGGCUCUCAUAAAAAAGCGUAAUCAGAAGACUACAGUCAACUUUCUCAUAGGAAAUUUAGCCUUCUCUGAUAUCUUGGUUGUGCUGUUUUGCUCACCGUUCACACUAACCUCUGUCUUGUUGGAUCAGUGGAUGUUUGGCAAGGUCAUGUGCCAUAUUAUGCCUUUCCUUCAAUGUGUGUCCGUACUGGUUUCAACUUUAAUUUUAAUAUCAAUUGCCAUUGUCAGGUACCAUAUGAUAAAACAUCCUAUCUCUAACAAUUUAACUGCCAACCAUGGCUAUUUCCUUAUAGCUACUGUUUGGACAUUAGGUUUUGCAAUUUGUUCCCCUCUUCCAGUGUUUCACAGUCUUGUGGAACUUCAGGAAACAUUUGGUUCAGCGUUGCUGAGCAGCAGGUAUUUAUGUGUUGAGUCAUGGCCAUCUGAUUCAUACAGAAUUGCUUUUACUAUUUCUUUAUUGCUAGUUCAGUAUAUUCUUCCCUUAGUUUGUCUAACUGUAAGUCAUACAAGUGUUUGCAGGAGUAUCAGCUGCGGAUUGUCCAACAAAGAAAACAGACUGGAAGAAAAUGAGAUGAUCAACUUAACUCUUCAUCCAUCCAAAAAGAGUGGAAAUCAGGUGAAACUCUCCAAAACCCAUAAGUGGAGUUACUCUUUCAUCAGAAAACAUAGAAGGAGAUAUAGCAAGAAGACUGCCUGUGUGUUGCCUGCUCCAGCGAGACCGUCUCUAGAGAACCAGUCAAGGACACUUCCAGAAAACUUUGGCUCUGUGAGAAGUCAAAUCUCUUCUUCUAGUAAGUUCAUACCAGGGGUCCCAACUUGCUUCGAGAUAAAACCUGAGGACAAUUCGGAUGCUCAUGAAAUGAGAGUAAAACGCUCCAUCACAAGAAUAAAAAAGAGAUCUCGAAGUGUCUUCUACAGACUGACUAUACUCAUAUUAGUAUUUGCUGUUAGUUGGAUGCCACUACACCUUUUUCAUGUGGUAACGGAUUUCAAUGAUAACCUUAUUUCAAAUAGACAUUUCAAGUUGGUAUAUUGCAUUUGUCAUUUGUUAGGUAUGAUGUCCUGUUGUCUCAAUCCAAUUCUGUAUGGGUUUCUUAAUAAUGGAAUCAAAGCUGACUUAAUGUCCCUUAUACACUGUCUUCAUUUGUCAUAAUUCUCACUAUUUACCAAAGAAAGAGCAAAUACUGAGAUCGUCUAACAGUCAUGAUAAUGAUGUACAUAUCACAAACAAAUUUUGUUGACAUACGGAACCUAAUUUAUGUGAUAGAACUCUGUAUUUGAGUGUUUUCGUAAUACCUGGAAGGUAAUUUUAAUGUGUUUUAACUUGAUUUAUUUAUUUGUACAGAGUCAAUGCCAAUCCAACUUGUAAUUUCAUCUUCCAAAUUUCAUGUUACCUGUAAAUAAAUGAAUGGAAUUUUUUGUUUAAAAUAAAAAGUAUGUCUAGCCAA